Messenger RNA from Dendroctonus ponderosae (mountain pine beetle), 866 nucleotides. RefSeq lists its product as uncharacterized. The coding region runs from base 135 to 728 and encodes 197 amino acids. The transcript has 2 exons. The record is from RefSeq and is a predicted model, not a curated record. Lineage: Eukaryota; Metazoa; Arthropoda; Insecta; Coleoptera; Curculionidae.
AGGAAUUUAUUUUACCGUGUUACAUAUCUGAAUAUCUAAACACCCCUUCUUAUCAAAAAUAUGCGCAAUAAAACCAAUGAGGCUUUAAAUUAUCGAACAUUUUCCUAUCGGUUUUCCAUCAAUUGCUUUGGAAAAUGAUUAAAUUAGCUCGUGUGGGUUUGCUAGUGUCAAUUUUCGUUUUGGCGAAUUGUGAUAAUAGUGAUAAAAUUAGUUACGAAGAAGCGAAGUUAUCUAACUAUUUAAAGGAACUUGAGGAAACACCAGCAGUUUCCUUAGUUGGAGAUUAUGUAGUUUUGCAGAAGAAGGAAGGAAGAGCCAAUCAAGAAGAGAGUGAUUUGAGUGAAGAUUUAUUGAGCAGAUGUGCACGGUUUUUAGCUAGUCGAGAGCUAGUCAUAAAAAUGCCUGAAAGUGAAGGAAGAGAUUUAUUUUCAGGUUCAAGAAGUAAAAAAAUACGAAGAAUACUCCUUCCUUUGCUGCUUCUCCUCAAGCUGAAAGCCGCCAUAAUCUUACCAAUUGUUCUAUCGGCAAUUGCUCUACUGUCUUUGAAGGGAUUUGGGCUUAGUCUAGCUGCCUUAGCUGUAGCCGGAACUACAGCGCUAAAAAAUCUUUUGGAACAUGCUGGUUCGAAAGUCUCAUAUGAAGUGGUACCAACGCCUGUUGGACAUUGGAGCCGAUCCGGUGCUUUAGACGAUAGUCUGGUUAACGCAUAUGAGUAUCAAGCUAUAUGAAUAUGCGUUCGAUGGAUUAUUUAUUGAAUAGCUUUAGGUGUUUGGUUACCAGAAUUUCUUAGUAGAAGAGUUAAAAUGGUGGACAAACGAGUUCAAGCAAUGGGCAUUUCUAGGAAAUAAAACACUUUUUACAAUUUA